GGUAGCUGGCUGGGAUUAGGUGAGGUAAGCAAAAUCCAUAAAUAACUUUCCAUUUCCUGCCCAAGUUGAGUACUGUGGGGAAGGCCACCACAAAAGGAGAAGAGUGAAGAAUAACACAGCAAUGUGCAAUGAAUGAACGAAUGAGGCGAUUGGCGGGACUAAUAGCAGGACAGCUGAGGAGAGAGCAAUAAAUGGAAAGAAAGCAUCUCAACCAUCAUCAAAGGAGUUGAUGAUGGUGGAUGAUGAUAUUUUGAUAAGAACAGAACAGUGUAAUAAGCGACAAACACAAGGCCGAAAGAUAGAAAACUUCCCAGCUCAUUUUCAUUCUAAAAACUGAAGCUUUUCUUACUGCUAUUUUUGCAUCACAUACACAGGUACAGUGGACCAGACAUCACAUAACUGUUACUGUUCAUCGGCAUUACAACUACUUUCAUUAAAUGCCCUCUCUCUCUCUUUCGGUCGUCCAGCAGCCCUUCUUCAGUUCAUCAUCUUCACCGAGUUUGGCUUUCUCUCCCAUUACCCUUUUCCUCUCUUGCUGCUGCUGCUGCUCUGUUUUCUAAGUCCUCUGUUUUACCUUGCAUGUGUUCAGGUUUGGCUAUGCUCUGUUUCUAAGUGCUCUGUUUUACCUUGCUUGUGUUCAGGUUUUUUUGCUACGAGUGCUCUGUUUUUCUUUUCCAUUUCCUUGCUUUUACCCCCUUUAAUUAGGCCUGAGAAAUGGCCACUCACACUCUUUUGGCCUGUACGGAUACUAUGGUUCACACAGAAGAACAAAAAUGAAAAAAAAAAAAUUUUCCAUGAUCUUCUGGUUGGGCCCUUGAAACCUGCCAUUUUUUCUCCUGUGUACUUAAGGGUUUGUUCUGUUAUUGUAUGGAGAAAGUAUUGGCAGUUGUAUAUCAAUGUUAGUAGCCUUCUUCUCUCUUCUGGUUGGCUUGGCCAUGAUUUAAUCCCAUCAUUUUCAUUGUUGUCAUAAACUUGGGUUAGUCAAAUUUCAUUGGUUUCCCCUCCCCAUUGUGUUUGACCUCUUCACAGAAUUCAAUUCCCACGGCACCAUCAGGUUGAGACCUUUCUCUUCCUGUUUUUGGGAUAAAAAAAUUUACAGUAUUUCCAGGUUUCCAAAACUUCACCUUUCUUUGCUUUUCUUAACCAUAAUCUGCUUACCUCAACCCAGAAAGGCAAGUUCUUUUACUACCCAGUAAGUAAAGUUUGCAUUUUCUUCUCUGCAACUGCAUGCUUUUCUUCUCCGUUACCCUUUUUCCACAUUCGACAUUGUUUUCACAUGGUGGGCAAUCACUCAGUGCUAAAGUCGUGGUGUUGAUGGCUAGUUUCGCAUUUGACCGCCAACUCUGUAGAAUUUAACAAACGGUGAUGGCUAUUUAUUAGAGUCUGAAGAAAGCUCCUCGUCAUUCUGUGAAAUUCACUCUCCUACGUGGUUGGGUUUUCAGUGCAGAGAGGGGCCUUGGUGUAGAAAUAAAUGAUGAAGGUUUUUGCAGCUGCGGUGGAGGAAGGCAAAGCAGGGGAAAACGGGAAACCAUCAGUUGGUCCUGUUUACCGUAAUCUGCUGUCUAAGAAUGAAUUCCCUCCUCCGGAUCCCGACAUCUCCACUGCUUGGGAUCUUUUCAGUGUGUCAGUCAAGAAAUACCCUGACAAUAGAAUGCUAGGAUGGCGAGAAUUCGUUAAUGGAAAGUAUGGGGGUUAUGUGUGGAAGACUUAUAAGCAAGUGAAUGAGGAAGUUUUGCGUAUUGGUUCUGCAUUGAGAGCAUCUGGGGCUGAACCGGGCUGCCGGAUUGGUGUUUAUGGCGCAAACUGCCCCGAAUGGACUGUCGCAAUGGAGGCUUGUGCUGCUCACAGUUUGGUCUGUGUACCUCUCUAUGAUACUCUUGGUCCCAACGCUGUCAACUUUAUAAUAGACCAUGCAGAGGUGGAUUUCGUUUUCGUGCAAGACAAGAAAGUGAAAGAACUGCUGAACCCUAGUUGCAAUGCUGCUGGACGUCUUAAAGCAGUCAUUUGCUUCACUUCCCUAGCGAAUGAGGUCAAGGAUCGAGCAGCUGAACUUGGGAUGAAAGCCUACUCCUGGCAGGAGUUUCUAGUAAUGGGGGAAGAGAAUCAGACGGAGAUAGUACCACCACAGCCAUUCAACAUUUGUACGAUUAUGUACACCAGUGGUACGAGUGGAGAUCCGAAAGGUGUUGUGCUGACACAUGAAAUAGUUGCAAGCUUCGUAAGGGGUAUGGAUUUGUUCAUGGGACAGUUUGAAGACAAGAUGACUGUUGAUGAUGUGUACUUAUCGUUCCUACCGCUUGCACAUAUCCUGGACCGAGUGAUCGAGGAGUACUUCUUCAGCAAAGGUGCUUCAGUUGGAUACUACCAUGGGGAUUUAAAUGCGUUGAGAGACGAUUUGAUGGAGCUGAAGCCGACAUUUUUAGCUGGCGUGCCUCGAGUCUUCGAAAAGAUACAUGAAGGUAUAGUGAAAGCAUUAGACGAACUUAAUCCAAUCCGAAGGCGGGUUUUCGAUUUUCUCUACAAAUACAAGCUUGGCUGGAUGAACCUGGGUUACAAGCAGAAGAACUCCUCGCCAUUGGCUGAUCUAUUGGCCUUUAGAAAGGUGAAGGCAAAACUAGGAGGCAGGCUUCGUUUAAUCGUAUCAGGAGGAGCACCACUGAGCUCUGAAGUAGAAGAAUUCUUGCGGGUCACUUGCUGCGCCUUUGUACUCCAAGGAUAUGGAUUGACAGAAUGUUGUGGACCAGCAACACUAGGCUUCCCAGAUGAGAUGUGUAUGAUGGGAGCGGUGGGAGCUCCAGCAGUAUACACCGAGGUACGACUCGAGGAAGUACCCGACAUGGGCUACAACCCACUUGGGGAGCCGCCUUGUGGUGAGAUCUGCGUGAAAGGGAAAACAUUGUUUGCUGGUUACUACAAGAACCCUCAACUCACUACCGAAUCCAUUCAGGAUGGCUGGUUCCACACAGGUGACAUUGGGCAAAUACUUCCGAAUGGAGUGAUCAAAGUGAUUGACAGGAAGAAGAACCUAAUAAAGCUGUCACAAGGAGAGUACAUUGCUCUAGAGCAUUUGGAGAACGUGUUUGGGAUUACCCCCAUUGUCGACGAUAUAUGGGUAUAUGGAGACAGCUUUAAACCAACUCUAGUUGCAGUUGUUGUGCUGCACGAAGAGAAUACUAUGAAAUGGGCUAGUUCAAAUGGCUACAAGGGUUCGUUCCCUGAGAUUUGUUGUCUAGAACAGCUAAGGCAGCACGUUUUGCUGGAGCUCAAGUCGACUGGUGAGAGAAAUAAGCUGAGGGGGUUUGAGUACAUAAAGGGGGUGAUAUUGGAAUCUAAGCCAUUUGACAUUGAGAAAGACCUGGUCACUGCCACUCUCAAGAAGAAAAGAAACAAGCUGCUCAAGUAUUACCAGGCGGAAAUCGAUGGACUGUACCAGAAAUCGGGAGCAAAACGAGGGCAUUAAACAGUAGUCCAGACGAAGAAUGGUGGAUGAAGGUGUUUCUUGUAUUAUUUUUAAGUUAUUAUGAUUAAUAAAUCUAGUGAUCUUGAUGACUUUGUAUAGUAAGGGUUACUUCAAGUUCUAAUACGAUGGAAUAUAUGGUGAGUACCAUGAAUGCGAUGAAGGUAUAUUUGAUUAUGAGUAAUGACAUUUUAAUUACGACAUAUGCUUUGCUUAUGGAUGUGGUAUCCAUUUCUCCUGUAACUCUGUAAGCUACUGUUACUGGUUUCACUCUUAGUUAGGAAGGAGAGAGACGGUUGAGAAUGGUAAAUCGAACCCGGUUUGGGUACUAUUAUGUUUAUCAAUUGGCAUAACUAUUAGAGAUAUCAGUUGGUUGGUGGUUAAGUUUAGAAUUUUAUAAGGUUUUUCAAUAUUUUCUAUAAAUAUGUACUUUGGUCUUCAUUCAAAUCAAUAAAAAAAUUACUAAUGGACUCAAUAUUCACAUGUUUUGACCGGCCUAUUGAAAUACCGAAUUAUAUUCAAGUUAUGAUGAAACAUGAAUUUGAUAUUUUAUUUAUAGAACUUAUACCAGAAACUCAAUAUAAUAAUUAAUUCCACAAUGUGUUAAUACAAAGUGGAAUAAAAAUAAAAGGUCUACAAGAAAUUAGUGGGCAGCCUAUUUUAUUUAUUAUUCUCAUUUCCCUCAUCUUUCGACCACUACACUUAAAGUUGACUAACAAUUCUUCUAAAUUUCAUAAUUUUCAUAUGAAUAAUAUUAUGGUUAGUUUCUUUUUCCCCUAUCUUUCCAUAUUUUUCUUUACUUUCCUUCCUCAUGUCGUGCCAGCACUAGUGUAGCCAUAUUUUUUAUAACCGGUUAAGAUGAAUGGGUUGUGAUAUAUUGUGUGUGUCUGGUUUAGCUAAUUAUUUCAUUAAUAAAACAUAAAGAAAUAAAAAAUUGAAAAACAAAAAUGAGUCACUACAUUCUCUUUCACUCAUUUGUCCUUCUAGGUAAACCAAGACCAACACCUCUGUCGCAGCCAUCCACCACCAUCAUCGUUGUUGUCUAUGAUCAACCAUCACCACCAAAAUCAUGAACCCUUAGUCAGUCAAAAUCACCAUCGUCAUCAGCCUCGCAGUUGCCUUCUAGUCAUCGCCAACAUCCUAUCUACCGUGGCAAUCCACAAUCAGCAUUGCCGUUGUCGGCAAUCGGCCAUUACUGCUAAAUCCUGAAUCCCUUACAGUCAAUUUCAGCAUAGUCAUCAACCUAGUUGCCUCUGCCCUCGUUUAAACCGCCACCGAUCUAAUUUACCUAGAUCCCGACACCCUCGAAAUCACCAUCACUCUAAUUCGGGCUCAUCACCUCUCUAAUGUCGUCGAUUUAAUUUCCCCCAUCGAUUUCAAUAUGUCCAUGAGUACUCAAAUCACGAACCACCUUCAGACCGUCAUCAACCCCGCCCCGGCUGGCCGGUCAUUCCCAAUUUACCUACCGUGGCAAUUGACCACCAUCAUUGUCGUUGUUCAGCCAUCACCAGUUAGUCGAAAUAUCCAUCGUCACCAAUAGGAUGAUGAGAAGUAUAAAAUAAACAAUAAACA
Molecule: messenger RNA, 5029 nt
Organism: Linum trigynum
Lineage: Eukaryota; Viridiplantae; Streptophyta; Magnoliopsida; Malpighiales; Linaceae
Source: the annotation of a GenBank genome assembly